AUGGCGAAGGGUGUACCAAUCCCUAAAGAUCCCAGACCUAAAUACAGCAAGUUAUACAGACAGAGGGUAUUUGGGGAUAAUGGUGAACCAGGAGGGCUGCUAUCCCCAGGAAGCUCUAUACCUAACACCCCAGAGCCUGGCCUACUCUCCCCAAGAUGGGCAUUGGCUUCAAAGGCUGAUAAACAAAAGCGAGAGGCUCACAAAGCAACUAGUGCUGCUAAACCUGAGCCCCACAUAGCAACUAGUUCUGUCAGACCAGAGCCCCACAAAGCAACAAGUGCUGCUAAACCUGAGCCCCAUAUAGCAAUUAGUUCUGUCAUACCAGAGUCCCACUUAGCAACUAGUUCUGACAGACCAGAGCACCACAUAGCAACUAGUUCUGACAGACCAGAGCCCAACAAAGCAACAAGUGCUUCAAAAUCAGAGACCCACAAAGCAACUUGUGUUGCCAAGCAAAAGCCCCACAUAGCAACUUCAUCAGAGAAACCUAAUAUUAAACAAGAAUCCACAGACACAACUAUUGAGUCUCAAGACCAUGAUGAUGCCAUUAAAGCACCAGUUGUGGAACCUACUGUCAAAGUAGAAAAGACAGAUGGUCAGAAGGCAGCAGAUUUGUUCUUAAAAAAGAUGCAGAUGGCAACUAAAACAUUACCUGACACAGCCACCCACCCCACUGACCCAGAAAAGGUGAAAUCUACAGCCAGGGAACUGAACUACUUGUAUGAAAAACACAAGUUCAUCAAAGAACAACUUAAGGCUGAGGACCUCACUAUUCAACUAGAGAAGAAGAAACCUGUCAUCAGUAAAGUCCGCAAGACUCCUGUUGAUGAGGUUGUUUAUGUUGAAGACAGCAGCUCAUCUGACGAAGAGGAGGGUGAAAUAGAUGAAAGACCAAAAGGACUGUUAAGAAUUCCUAAUCUCAGUCGGAGUACCUCAAGGCAGUCAUCAAGACCAGACUCAAGGUCCUCUGUUAGAUCUAUAUCCCCACAUUGUUCCCAAAGAUCAAGCCCUUCACGGCAUUGUCAAAGAUCUAGCUCCCCUGGAUACAUACGUCGGUCCCCAUACAACAAGCGUAGGUCCAACUCCCCCCUUGGAGAAAGAGACAGAGGAUGGCACUCCUCAAAUAAAAGAUCAAGAUCUCCAAAAUAUGACACUGGUUCCAGAUCCAAAUCUCCUCAGGGCAGAAGUUGUGUAAAGACAUCACAUAGAUCAAACUCCCCUUCAAAAAGAGGUAGAUCAAGCUCCCAUGGUCAAAGAUCACCAUCUCCAGAGUCAAGAUCAAACUCGCCUUGGAAAGACUGGAAACGUUAUAAAAGAUCUCGAUCCCCAGGCUACAAAUCUCAAUCCCCUUCCUACAGAUCACGAUCCUCUCACUAUAGAUCUCGAUCCCCUGGAUACAGAUCUAGAUCACCAAAAAGAUCACCCUCUCCACAUAAAAAACACAGGCCAUCCUCACAUGAUAACAAAUCAGCCAGACACCAUCGUUCAGUGUUUGACAGGCUGGAAGAAAACUUUAAAGAACAGCAUGCAUUCAAUGAAAGUCUCAUUGAAAUGGCAAGUGGAAUCCCUCUCAGUGCUACCAAACCCAAUAUAGUAAGCCCUGAAAGUUUAACUAGAAGUGUUGUUCGAGGUGAAGUGGCCCAAGAGACAGAUGCUAGUGAUGAUGAUAAUGAUGAUGAUGAUGAUGACACACGCUAUGUCGUUGUAGAUGAAAUCAAACAAGAGGAGUCUCCAAAGAAAAAGUUCAAGGCAGUACAUAUUAGUCCCCCUAGAGAUGACCUUAGGGAUAGGCUAUCACGACCAGCACCUGUGAAGGGUGAGCAAUAUGACCCAGAAUACCCGACAUGUGGUACCUCACCCCAGAAGCCACAGCCUCCACCCCCAGGAACUGUACCCCCUAAGACAGAUUGGAUGCCUGCACCCGGUCCACCACCUCCACAGAUGUACCACCAUCCACAUCCUGGUGUGUAUAAUGUGAAUGUGCAUUGGCAGCCCCACCCAGGACACUACCCAACCUCAGGCUACUACCCCCACCCCAGCAACGCCUACCCACACUAUGUUUACAGACAUUAGAAGUAUCACCCAGUAACCCCCCAGGGCUGUCUGUCAGGUGUGAAUUGAAGCUACUAGUCACACCCAUUCACGAUUGUAUUGCUGGCCCGAAACAAGACAAUAACACGAUUAUUACACAAGAUUUGAAAUUGAGCAAAUCUGCCAAAUUAAGUAGGGUCAAAUUCAUGUGUAUCUACAGUAUGUAUGGUCAUAUCUGAUAUCCACA
Messenger RNA from Owenia fusiformis, 2278 nucleotides. The record is from the annotation of a GenBank genome assembly. Lineage: Eukaryota; Metazoa; Annelida; Polychaeta; Sabellida; Oweniidae.